Messenger RNA from Hippocampus zosterae (dwarf seahorse), 2818 nucleotides. It is a transcript of the gene slc6a7, whose product is annotated as solute carrier family 6 member 7. The coding region runs from base 176 to 2140 and encodes 654 amino acids. The record is from RefSeq and is a predicted model, not a curated record. Lineage: Eukaryota; Metazoa; Chordata; Actinopteri; Syngnathiformes; Syngnathidae. Gene Ontology annotation, biological process: sodium ion transmembrane transport. Gene Ontology annotation, cellular component: membrane. Gene Ontology annotation, molecular function: L-proline transmembrane transporter activity. The transcript has 14 exons.
GUUUCUCUGCGGCACCUGCCACCUUACAAGUCCUCUCCCCAAUCUCCUCCUUGCCCCUGACCGCCUCCACCGGACUGUUUCCGCUUUACUAACAAACUUUAUCAAAACCAAAUGGCGAUACAUCGUUUUUUAUCUUUAACGACAGGAUCCCCACCGCGCGCCUCGUAGACCUUCCAUGUUGUAUGUGGAACCAUUAGCUCAAUCAUCAAGUUCCACCUGUGCCAGCGGGUGGAACUUGGAGAUGAGGGACGACGGCCGCAAAGAUGAAGUCGUCAGCCCCUCUUUGGUGAGCCCUAACAUCACCCAGAAUUCAAUACAUUUAAGUGGCCAAAAUGGCCUGAAUCACGCUGCUCUAUCACAAGGCCAGAGUCCAGAGCCCGUCUCGAAUGUGACCACCUCCAGAGGGCAUUGGGGUGGGAAGUACGAGUUCCUGCUUUCUUGUCUCGGAUACUGCGUGGGUUUAGGCAACGUGUGGCGGUUCCCUUACCUUUGCUAUCGCAAUGGAGGAGGUGUCUUUCUUCUCCCCUACUUCAUCAUGCUCUUUGUUACGGGCGUUCCGCUCUUCCUAAUGGAGCUGAGUCUCGGCCAGUACGGAGCAGCCGGCCCCAUCACCGUAUGGAAAUGCUGCCCUCUGCUUAAAGGCAUCGGCAUUGGCAUGCUCUGUGUGGCUGUGCUGCUGUCUCUCUACUACAACGUCAUUAUUGCGUGGACGUUUUAUUACCUGGGCAGCUCGUUCCAGAUGCCACUGCCUUGGUCAUGUGACGCCAACGCUGCCAUCUGCAAUAACUCCAGCGGGGAAAGUCUCAGCCCCUCGGAGAUCUUCUGGAAUGAGCGUGUACUGGGUGUUGUGAACAGUGAGGGCCUUCAUGACCCAGGUCCCAUCCGCUGGCCCCUGGCAUUGUGCCUCCUGGUUGCCUGGCUCAUUGUCUUCCUGUGUAUGCUCAAAGGAAUCCACAGCGCUGGCAAGGUGGUUUAUGUCACGGCUACAUUCCCGUACUUAAUCCUAAUCGUUUUGAUCAUCAGAGGUGCGACACUGGAAGGCUCUCUUCAGGGCAUUGCUUUUUACCUGAUGCCAGACUGGAGGCGAUUAUCCAGUGCACAGGUAUGGAACGAUGCGGCUUCACAGAUUUUCUACUCAUUGAGUAUUGGAAUUGGAGGAGUGCUUUCUAUGGCCUCCUAUAAUAGGUUUGACAACAACGUCAUCAGGGACACAAUCAUUAUCACCAUGGGAAACUGCCUCACAAGCUUUUUUGCAGGAUUUGCUAUAUUCUCAGUCCUGGGCCACAUGGCGUGGAGGAGAGGGGUGCCAAUUGAAAACGUGGCAGUUUCCGGGCCAGGAUUAGCAUUUGUAGUUUACCCAGAGGCCCUUGCUCUGCUGCCAGGUUCAGCGUUGUGGUCCGUUCUCUUCUUUCUCAUGCUUUUUAUGCUGGGGAUUGACACACUGUUUGGCAACAUCGAGGGCAUAAGCACUGCGGUCCUAGAUGAGUUCCCACAACUGCGAGGGAACACCAAGCACAAAUCCUUGUUUCUGGGCGCUCUCUGCUUUUGCUUCUACCUGAUGGGUCUCUUGUUCGUUACUGAAGGGGGCAUUUACUGGUUCACUCUAAUUGACACCUUCACCACUAGUUUUGGCCUAAUCAUCAUCAGCCUCUUCAUGUGCAUUGGCAUCUCCUUCUUCUAUGGAGUCAACCACUUUUGCCAGGACAUCAUCGACAUGAUCCGUCACUGCCCUCCCUGGUGCAGCAAAUUUUUGUUGUACUUCAAAGCAUGCUGGGUAUUCUUCACUCCAUUUCUUCUUUUGUUCGUCCUGACCUACAUCUUCAUUGAGAUGUACAGCAUGUCCCUCCGUUACGGCAGUUAUGUGUAUCCUCGCUGGGGGAAAGUGUUGGGGGUGUGCAUGGCUACAACCUGCUGCCUACAGAUCCUCAUCUGGGCCAUCAUAGCCAUCUACAAGGAAACUGGAACACUGAAAGAACGUUUCCACAAAUCAAUUCAACCCCUUAGCUCCUGGCGGAUUAACACCAAUGCAGGGGGAAUGGAGCGCAGUAUGAAUGCAGAGAGGGUGGAGGGUCUAUUCACAGUUACUCUCACGGAUAUGGACUUCAGUGCGAUGACAUGGGAGGAGGGAAGAGGGAUUUGACGGCCGGAGGAACAAUGACCACACCGAGAUGAGCAGACUGUUUUCUUGAUAAAGAACUGAAAAUAUGACAUACUCAAGUUGCCCUAGGUUGGCUUUGGUGGUAGUUUCUGAACACAUCUGCAGGAUGUUAUAGAGCUAGUGAACAACAUAAAGAACUUUAGCAUGGUAGCGGCGGCCUCGAGUGGUGUAAAAAGGGUACUGACGAUGGAAUUUGCUCGAGCAACGUCCUUCAAUACCGCUUGUUAAUGUCGUUAGUUUGAGUAUCAAAUUAGCACUGGUGUGGCUGAUCGGUGUUGGGUGAAACAAAAAGAAGCCAAACAAUCUUGAAUGAAAAAAUAAGUUGCCAACAUACGAAAAAUAAUUUUAUUGUGACAUAAGGCUACUUUGUUUAUGUUGUAUUUUUAAAUUAUUUAAAUGUGUCUUUUAUUUGAACUGUUAGCUCCUAAAGAUCUAAUGUAUCGCGUAUAUUGGUUCUGAUGAUCAUAUUAUGAUCAUUGACUACUUUUUUUAAGUCUAAUGGAAUUCCACUGAUUGCAGUUGACGUUAGAAUACAGUCUCUUUGGCAACAGGGGUUUUUUUGCCACAAAAUUUACUUUCCAAGAUGAAUAAUAGAAUAAUUGUGUAUAAUAUCCAUUACGUGUAUGAAUAACUGAAUAAAUCUUAACAUUGUCUUUUAUA